This is a messenger RNA of Zophobas morio, 3508 nucleotides long. RefSeq names its product ubiquitin carboxyl-terminal hydrolase 16/45 (gene Usp16-45). Lineage: Eukaryota; Metazoa; Arthropoda; Insecta; Coleoptera; Tenebrionidae. The coding region runs from base 661 to 3198 and encodes 845 amino acids. The transcript has 4 exons. The record is from RefSeq and is a predicted model, not a curated record. Gene Ontology annotation, molecular function: cysteine-type deubiquitinase activity; zinc ion binding. Gene Ontology annotation, biological process: protein deubiquitination.
CAGAAAAGUUUUAAAAUUAUGAAUAUGUACCUUCCUUUUUGUUAAAUAAUUUUCGUUUUGUAAAAAUAUAUCUAUCUUAUUUCAAAACUAAAUAGUAGGAGUAAUAUCAUUAAUGUUCUUGUGCCAUUAUCUACACUUUCAGAAAAACGUGAUAUUUUAAAACGUCAUUUUGACAAUUAUUUGCCAACCAAGUUCAUAAUUGUACUCAACAGAUGUCGUUGCCUGAUUAACGAUUUUGGAAACGUCAAAGAAUCAACUUUUUAUACGAAUUGGGAUGGCCAUAUGUAUUAAUACAGUUGGCCGUGGUCCGGUAGUCCUUUUUUGGUUUGGCGUGGUUGCAGUUCGUGCAUUUCUGGGUACUUUUCCGCUCGUCACGCCGCCGCGGGUAUUUCCUCGGCGGCCGCCGCCGUCAUCUAGGGACUUUUCCUCCCCCCCAACUGUCACCCUCCAUCGUAAAACCUUCUUGACAAGUGAAGUGUCAUGUUAUCGUCGUCGUGAUUUUCUCCCGAUUUCUCGCAAUCUUCAAUGAACUCUCAGUGAAGUCCGCGCCCAAUAUCGCCGCCGCCCCGCAAUCUGCGCCCCCAGCGCGUCCCGCCGCCGCCUGCGCCUUCCCGCAUGUGAAGGUUAAAACGUGUUAAUGUGAUUAGUUGAAGGGCAAGCAUGAGCAAGAAGAAGCACCAAGGCGACCCCGCCGGGGACGAGUCGACGGAGUCCUGCGACGAGAACGACAACAUGACCGAGUGCCGGCACGUGCGCCAGGCCGUGGACCUGCAGCGCGUCAAGAAGGCCCUGAUCAAGUCGGGUCUGGCCAGCGACUGCGAGCUGUGCAAGCGGCUGCCCAAGCCCGAGGACAUGGACACCGAGUUCGAGUUCGACCACUCGCUGUGGCUGUGUCUGCGGUGCGGCAACCAGGCCUGCGGCCGCUCGCGCAACAAGCACGCGCUCGAGCACUACAAGACCCCGCACUCGGACUCGCACGCGAUCUGCGUGGACACGAGCACCUGGAGCGUGUGGUGUUAUGACUGUGAUGAGGUUGUCAAUGUUACGUGUAAGAAGAAGCUGCUGGAAGCGGUGGAGUACCUGCAGAAGCAGGCCGAGAACAAGAACACUGUGAUGGCCAAGCCGAUGGAACAGCCUGUGAUGGACUUAGUCCCGAUGUCUUCGAACAUGCUCUUCGGGGGCAUGUUCAACUUCACCGCCUCCAGCCUACCGCGCCCCCGCGGCCUCAUGAACCUCGGCAACACCUGCUUCUUCAACUCGGUGGUCCAGUGCCUCGCCCAAACUCCCUACCUCCUCGACCUCCUCCGGGAAACGUCCGAACCAGGUCAAUAUUUUCGGUUGCCGGGGGGUAAGAUCAACUCUCAGGACAACGACUCGCCGGUGGUGGAGCCACUGACUGGUCAGCUGGAAAAGUGGCGCCCGCUCACGUGCACUCUAGCCGAAACGAUAACGGAGAUCCAGAACGGGCGCCAGGAGGCGUACGUGCCGAGGAUGCUUCUGGCGAAGCUGACCAAUCGCAUGCCUCAGUUCGGGGGCGGCGACCAGCACGACUCUCACGAGUUGUUGCGGCACUUGUUGGAGGCCGUGCGCGAGGAGGACUUACGAAGAUACCAGUCGGUGAUCCUCGACCGUCUGGGGCUCAACACGAAGACGGACCCCAGCACGGUCGAAGGCGAGAAGAAGAAAAUCAUCAAGUUUUAUGGACAACAGGCGUCGGAGUUGUUGCUGCCGACCGAGCAAGUCUUCAGGGGGGUGCUGGUGAGCACGCUGCAAUGUCAGGACUGCCAACACACCUCCCACCGGGACGAAUUCUUCCUCGACCUCAGUCUACCCAUCACCGAAAAACAACUGCCUCCAGUGCUGCGGCGAAAAGCCGAAGAAAUCGACGACAACAAGCCGUCGAAGCACCAGAUCAAGAAAGAGAAACGCGCGGAGAGGAAAAAAAACAAGAAGCAGAAAUCCAUCAGGAACAUGAACGUGACGAUAGGCCCCAACCCGGCGCCGUCGGGACUGGACGUCAACAUGGACAAGUCGGACAGCGAGUCGGACGCAGACGUGGAGGACAACGUCGAAGCUUCCGAGGAGGUGCCGAAGGGGAUGGAGUCGGGGUACAAUUCGGACAAGGUCGACAACAGCAGCCCCGACUCGAACAACCGGGGGAUUUCGCCGGAGAUGCGAAUCGACGACAGUGGAGUCCCGAGUCCGGCGAUCGGGAUGCUGAGCGCGUCGCACGGAACCCCCGACAACAGCCCGGCGUCCAGCGAGACGAACAUCGACAUGGGGAGCCCCCUAAUCGGGCACUGCAGUCCCGAAGAGGACGCCAACGAGUACUUCGAGCGCCCCGAGUCGCGAUUGGCUUUCGUCAACAACAAGAACGUCGAUCUGAAAACGGGACUGUCGAAGUUGAGUUUGCUCAACGACGGGGACUCGACGAAGGUGAAUUUGCUGUGCGACAAGAUGGAGGACGACGACAGCUUCGAGGGGGCGUGCGGGGGCGAAGUCCCCAAGGACGAGAAGAUGGACGAAGACGACGAGGACGUCGACCUGUGGACGAACACCAUCUCGGCGCGCUACCAGUGCGAAGAGGGCGAAUAUUCCGUGCAGUCGUGCCUCAACCAGUUCACCGCCUGCGAGCUCAUGACCGGCAACAACAAGGUCAGCUGCGAGUUGUGUACCAAGCGUCACGGCGGCGCCGACAAGAAGACCGUCUACACGAACGCGACGAAGCAGCUGCUCAUCUACAACCCGCCCGCCGUGCUCAUCCUGCACCUGAAGCGCUUCCAGGUGUACCGCUUCCGGUCGGCGAAGGUGCCCAAGUUCGUCAAGUUCCCGACGCUGCUGGACUUGGCGCCGUUCUGCUCGAAGCGCUCGCAGAACUUGCCGACGUUCGAGGCCGGGCAAACCAAGGUGCUGUACUCGUUGUACGGGGUGGUGGAGCACAGCGGCUCGAUCCACGGGGGCCACUACGUGGCCUACGUCAAGGUGCGGCCCAAGCUCGAGGAGAACAGCUACCGGUGGCAGUUCCUGCCCAAGAACCAGAAGAGCGACAAGGCGCAAGCGCCCAAGGGGGCGCAAGGCGAGCCGGAGGCGCCCGCCGGCAAGUGGUACUACAUCAGCGACUCGCACGUGUCGGAGGCGAGCGAGACGCGGGUCUUGAGUGCUCAGGCUUAUCUGCUGUUCUACGAGCGGAUCUUGUAAGCGGCUUUUUAUUUAUUUUAAGGCGGUUAUUUAUAUUUUGAUGGGUUUGUGGUGGAUUUUAUUGUACAUUUGGACGUUUUAUCCGAGGGAUGCAAAUUCAAGUCAGCCAAAAUGAUAGACGACGCUUCGCUAGUUGUGACCGGUCUUUAUAUGACACUUUAGGUUAUGUUCAGUUUUCGGGUUCUUACUUAUCUAAUGUCUUAUGUACACUGUAAACUUUGAUCUGUGCAUAUUAGUGUAAUAUUAUUUUUUUUAAGUGAUUUUUUCUUCGAAUGUAUUCUGCAGAUUCAAUAAAAUAUAAUGGAAACGA